This is a messenger RNA of Tetrahymena thermophila SB210, 1491 nucleotides long. Its product is annotated as plant dual-specificity MAP kinase kinase family domain protein. Gene Ontology annotation, molecular function: ATP binding; protein kinase activity. Gene Ontology annotation, biological process: protein phosphorylation. The record is from RefSeq and is a predicted model, not a curated record. Lineage: Eukaryota; Ciliophora; Oligohymenophorea; Hymenostomatida; Tetrahymenidae. The transcript has a single exon.
AUGAGUUCAGUUUCAUUGAGCGAUUUCAACGUUUAAAAAACUUUAGGAAAUGGAGCAUUUUCAUGGGUAUAUAAAGUAUAGCGCAAACAAGAUGGCUAAGUUUACGCUCUUAAAAAGGUUAAAUUGAGGGAACUCUCUUACAAAGAGAAAGAAAAUGCUUUAAACGAAAUCAGAAUUUUAGCUUCAAUAAACUCUCCUCACAUUAUCAGAUACAAAGAUGCAUUUUAUGAUAAUGCAAGCGGAUGUCUUUGCAUUGUGAUGGAAUAUGCAGAGAACGGCGAUUUAAUGGCUAAAUUGCAAGAUUAUAAAAAAAGAAACAUGUUUAUGGACGAGGCAAAAAUUUGGAAAUAUGCAGCAUAGAUUUUACUGGGUUUAAAAUCAUUGCAUGAUCUGAAAAUUCUUCAUCGUGACUUAAAGUGUGCAAAUAUUUUCUUGGGUGCUAAUAAUAAAGUAAAGUUAGGGGAUUUAAAUGUCUCUAAAAUUAUGAAGAGAGACCUAGCUUACACUCAAACUGGAACACCUUAUUACACAUCCCCUGAAGUUUGGUAAAAUCAACCAUAUGAUUCAAAGUGUGAUGUUUGGAGCAUGGGAUGUGUUCUAUAUGAAUUGAUGGCUCAUCAUCCUCCAUUCGAAGCUAAAUCCAUGGAGGAACUCUAUAAGAAAGUAUGUAAAGGCACCUAUUAAAAGCUUCCCAAGUAAUAUAGCCAAGAAAUGAAUGACUUUAUUAAUCUUUGCUUGAGAAAAAACCCUAAAUAACGUCCUUCUGUGAAUUCUCUACUAGAGUUUUAGGGCCUAUUGCCUUACGUUUAAAAUAUAUUGGAGAAUGAAGAAGAUAAAGAAAAUAAGCAACCCAAUAUUUAGAAAAAUAACUCUUUGAAUCUUCUAUAGACAAUGAAAAUGCCUUAUGGAAAUCUAAAUGCUUUAAAAAACAUUUUGCCUAAAGCUUAAUUUGAAGAUUCAAUAGAUUCCUUUAUGGAAGAGUAGUCUUUAGCAAAGAAGUCAUCUGGAAAUAGACCAAUCUCAGCUGUAAACAAUAACGAUUUUAAAAACAACAUUAACUAAAGACAUUCACUUGAGCCUCAACAAGGAAAGUAAUAAAAUCAAUAGCCUAGCUCAAAUAUUUAAAGACAUGCAUAGUCUCCUCCUUCUCAUUCUAAUUAAUAAAUUUUGAGCAGUAGACAAAGAAUACAAUCUGCUCAUAACGCAAUACUAUGCCGUUAAGACUCAAAUUCCUCAGUUUAAAAUUAACUAAAAUCCAAUAAUAAUAACGUACCAAACGGAAUUAAUAAUUGCCCUUUACCAAAAAGUCCUGAAAUUUUAGGUAGCAAAAAAAUAUCUGCCUUAUAACGUAAUGGAAUUGAAAUGGUUAAGCCCAGAAAUUCCAUCGAAGAAGGAAUACCAUUAAGAAACGAUAGAGAGAGAGGAAGUGUAAAUAUUCCUGUAAAUAAUAACAGAUACCCCUCAGCAGGAAGAAGAAACAUUUUAUGCUGA